Molecule: messenger RNA, 270 nt
Organism: Dentiscutata erythropus
Lineage: Eukaryota; Fungi; Glomeromycota; Glomeromycetes; Diversisporales; Gigasporaceae
Source: the annotation of a GenBank genome assembly
AUGGCACAACAUAAUGAUGCAACACAAAAUCUACCAAAAUCAACAACAGCACAACAUAAUGAUGCACCACAAAAUCCACCGAAAUCAACGACGGUACAACACCAACGAAGACUAGCUCCAGCGACAAAGACUCCACAAACGAUGACUUCAAUAACAAUGCCUAGUUAUCUGAAAAAAAGACCCACCAAAAUUAAUGACGGCACCACACCAACGAAGACUAGCUCCAGCGAUGAAGACUCUACAAACGACGACUCCAGUAAUGACACCUAG